GCGACAGCCUCCUACCACUCCUCCUAAAGGAUGCCUUAACAGGAAAUAACAGGACAUGGCUCAUCUACUGCAUUAACCCUCAAAGUCUUCUAGAUGAUGAGACACCGUCUGCUUUGGAUUUGGCCAAGAAGGUGGGAAAUUUGGUAACUAGAGCCGCCACUAGUUGCUGGAAUCCAAGGGCAUCUGAGCAGGAGAUUCGUGAAAGCAUCCUGGAACUACAAAACAUGAUAAUGUCACAUGGAGAAAGUGAAGUUCACAACAUUUACAAGCUGGCCGAGCUGACUCGAAACUUGCAGAUUGUGAAAAAUCAGUCAUGGGAGAAGAGGAAGGAAGAGUCAGAGAAGAUGAAAGAAAAACUAAAGAGUGGUAAAUCCUCAACAGGCAAUCAGCAGUUUUCUUGGGGUCAUCAUGCUGACCGCAGAGAGAGUUCAGAGACAAUGAAACAGCUACAGGACCAGUUAAAACAGGAAAUGGAAGAACAUAUUAGAGGUAAUAUGUUAAGUUCAAAGGUGGAAUUUUGUCCAGCGGGCCAGCCAUGAUGAAUGUAUUCUGUGUGUGUCUGAUAAUUACAGAAGGUAAAGGAAGUGCAGAGAAAGUCCAGGAGAGGGUAGUGAGGAUCCAGCAGCUGAAAGACGCCCUCAGAGAAGAGACGCUGAAGAGUGGGGCUGUCACAGGGAAAUCUCAGCUCUUUCAACAAUCUCAGUCAGAAUACAACGAAGCAGAGGAGCGGAGGAGGCAACUUAAGGAGGAUCAUGGGAGAUUAAUUCAGGAGGAGGUGGCGAAGAUGGAGAGAGACUUGGCACAGGAGCAGCUACCGACAGACGGUCCUCAGAAAGAGCUGCUGGUGCUGAGCAGAGAGAGGCAGGUCCUGGUGAUGCAGAUAGAAGCGCUGCGUGCUGAAGCCCAGCAGGCUGAGAGAGACCUACAAGACCAACAUCACAGGCACCAGACAGAGCUGCACUGUUUGAGGGAAGAGAGCCUACAGGUUUUCAGAGUGUUUCGUCAGGUAAGUGAGGAGCAGAGGAAGAUUUCAGAGGCAAGAUACAGAAGUGUGUUGCUGGAAGCUGUGCAGGAUGCCAUCUACUUGUCAGCCCAGAACCAGCAACUGCAAGCUGACAACAAAAAACUAAGUAAAGCUCUGAGAGAGAUAAAGGAUUCUCUAGCUGUGCGAGGCGAUCCUAUGGCUGAGCUGAUAUCCCAGCAGCAUUGAUUGAAACACGUCAUUGAAUCUGUGUGAUUGCUAUAAAUCAAGAC
This is a messenger RNA of Melanotaenia boesemani (Boeseman's rainbowfish), 1254 nucleotides long. RefSeq lists its product as uncharacterized. The transcript is spliced from 8 exons. The coding region runs from base 536 to 1210 and encodes 224 amino acids. The record is from RefSeq and is a predicted model, not a curated record. Lineage: Eukaryota; Metazoa; Chordata; Actinopteri; Atheriniformes; Melanotaeniidae.